Messenger RNA from Prorocentrum cordatum, 1260 nucleotides. NCBI's taxonomy places the organism in Eukaryota, Dinophyceae, Prorocentrales, Prorocentraceae. The record is from the annotation of a GenBank genome assembly.
AGGCACCUGGCAUAGCAGGCUUCGUCUGCGUUCCUUCGGCCUCCGCUGCUCCGCCCCUGCCGCGAUGAUCCGCGUGGUGCUCGCCGCGCUCGCCCUCCUGCUCUCCAGCCACGGCUGCGUCGCCGAUGAGCAGACAACGACCGUGGAGGAGCGCCGCCUGACGGACACCACCAUGGGCGAUGACACGACGAGCGCCGCGUCUCGCACCGGAAGCCAUGGCACUGUGCUCCUGGCGCUCCUCGCCUUCGUCUACCUGGGCAGCACGGCGGGGGCGAUGCUGGACGAGUCCACGACGAUGGCCGACGAGCGCCGCCGCCUGACCGACACCACCAUGGGUGAUGACACGACGAGCGCCGCCGCUCGUAGCGGCGCCCUUGGCACCAUGCUCCUAGCGCUCCUCACGUUCCUGUUCGUGGGCAACGCGGCUGGAGCGGCAGUGGACGAGACCACCACGAUGGCCGACGAGCGCCGCCUCACGGACACCACCAUGGCCGACGACACGACGAGCCCCGCGGCCCCCCGCGCGGCGUUCCGGACGGCGCCGCUGUGUGCCCUCGCUGCGGCGCUCGGUCUGGCAGCCCGGCGCUGAGCUCAGAGGGGAAUGCCGGCAGCAGGAUGUCUUCCAGAUUUCCAAGCUUUUCCUCCUUAAACGGGCCUGGAUCUCGACCUCCACCUUCCCCCUCACUGGCUCCCCGUCGUCUUUUACCAACAGCGUCGUUUGCGCUCCGCCUCUGCUCGGCUCCUGUCACCUCUAUUGCCCUCCUUGCGCCGUGGUGGUCGAGGAUCCGUGCCUCGCAGUGCACUCCAUUUGGACCACCCCUGCCCUGGCAAAGUCCAGGGCUGCGGUCGUUGCAUGUUGUCAGGACGCCCGUCUCUCCGGAAGGAGUCUGGAGAACCGGGAAGCUAGAUCCGCUGCGGAUCCACGAGGGACUCGGACUGUGGCGAGCGGCUGGUCACGGGCCAUAUCGAGCGUAGACUUUGUCUGAGGCCAACCCCAGGUGCAACGGCCUUUGCAAAUUCGCGGGCCGCGGGCUUCCCUGGGGUUGGCCCAGGCAUGUUGUCGUGCCAGUUGCCCGUCCGUCGCGAGCCUGAAGAGUUCGGUGACGGAGUUGAAGAGUUCCGUGUCCGAUUUUUGUCUACGUCGCGUGGUCGAAGCUGUAGCGAGUGCCAGCGUCCGCUUGCCACAUCGAGCGCAGAUUUCGGAUGCCAGCACUUUGCCUUCGGAUCAGUACAAGGGCCAACUUGCCAAUGAAAGAAAAC